Polypterus senegalus (gray bichir) is the source of this 1617-nucleotide messenger RNA. RefSeq names its product tryptophan 2,3-dioxygenase-like. Gene Ontology annotation, molecular function: heme binding; L-tryptophan 2,3-dioxygenase activity; metal ion binding. The record is from RefSeq and is a predicted model, not a curated record. The coding region runs from base 56 to 1270 and encodes 404 amino acids. Lineage: Eukaryota; Metazoa; Chordata; Cladistia; Polypteriformes; Polypteridae. The transcript has 12 exons.
GGGGAUUCUAAAUACUUCAAAGAAAGAAAGAAAGAAAAACGAGUACCGAGGAAAUAUGAGUGGUUGUCCGUACACUGGAAGUAGUUACUCAUUGACUUUUAACAUUAAGUCAAAAGAAAACGAAGACCAGUCUCAAGAGGGAACUAACAAAGCAUCCAAGGGAGGUUUGCUGUAUGGGGAAUAUCUGCAACUGGACAAGAUCAUCAAUGCCCAAGUACUUCAAAGUGAGGCAAAGGGGAACAAGAUCCAUGAUGAGCACCUCUUCAUCGUCACUCAUCAAGCUUAUGAACUGUGGUUUAAGCAGAUUCUCUGGGAACUUGAUUCUGUGAGAGAAAUAUUCUCAAAUGAUCAUGUGCGAGAUGAGCGGAACAUGCUAAAGAUUAUCUCCCGGAUCCAUAGAAUUUCAAUCAUUCUGAAAUUGCUAGUGGAACAGUUUUCUGUUCUCGAGACAAUGUCAUCACUGGACUUCUUUGAGUUUCGGGAUUACUUGUCCACCGCCUCGGGAUUCCAAAGCCUUCAGUUUCGCUUGCUGGAGAAUAAAAUUGGGGUCCUGGACAGCUUGAGAGUUCCCUACAACAAAAAACAUUACCGGGAUAAUUUUAAAGGAGGUGAAAGUGAGGUCCUGCUGCGCUCCGAGCAGGAGCCGACCUUGCUGCAGCUGGUGGAGAAAUGGCUUGAAAGAACCCCUGGACUCACAGAAGAAGAUUUCAACUUCUGGGGAAGACUGCAAGAAAACAUUGAGAGGGGACUGCAAGAAAAAAUGCAAACAACUCAGGCCCAGCCACAUUCUGAGAAGAAGGAGGAAGCCCUAGCCGAACUCCUAAAGCAGAAGGAGGUGUUAUUGUCACUGUUUGAUGAAAAACGUCACGAGCACCUGCUGUGUAAAGGAGAAAGACGGAUUUCAUAUACAGCUUUGAAGGGUGCUCUCAUGAUCUACUUCUACAGAGAGGUGCCCCGUUUCCACGUCCCAUUCCAGCUGUUGACAUCUCUAAUGGAUAUUGACACCCUAAUCACCAAGUGGAGAUACAAUCAUACCUGUAUGGUGCACCGGAUGAUUGGCAGCAAGUCUGGUACAGGUGGCUCUUCAGGGUACCACUACCUUCGUUCUACUGUCAGUGACCGAUACAAAGUGUUUGUGGAUUUGUUCAACCUUGCAAAUUACUUAGUCCCCCGUCACUGGAUACCGAAGCUCAACCCCAACGUCCACAAGGUCCUGUACACGGCGGAGUGCUGCGACAGCUCUUACUGCAGCAGUGAAGACUCGGAUUAAGGCGUCUGGGAAGCCAGCGCACUGUCCAGAUGUCCAGAGUGGAAUUUGUUCAACCAGGAGAUCAGGAGAGCGCACCUGCAUUACCAAUCUAAUAUACUUGUAAAUCUGUAUAUGUAGGUAACAAAGUAUUUAUACUGCAAACAUUAAAAGUGAUUGAAUAUAUAUAAUGUAAUAUUUUUCUAACAAUUUGGCUGCAAUGUAUAAAUACUAAUCUUUUGCAUUAAAUUAUUUUCUGCGCUGGCAUUUGUAUAAAUAUAAAUAGUAACUGCACAUUUAUUAUAAAACAGUAUAAUCGUCAUUUCUUGUCUUCUAUGCAAUAUGUAAGGAUGUAUUUAUACAUUUGUACU